AUGUCGGCGGCGCGGCGGCGCGAGCCCUCGCCCAGGGCAUCCCCCGCGGCGGCGCCAGCUCAGUGGCUCGCCGGCUUCGCCUCCUUCCUGCUGCCCUGGGCGCCCGCCUGGCUCCGCGCCCUCUACAAGCCCGUGCACGUCUUCUUCGGCUCCGCCAUCCUCGUGCUGGCCGUGGCCUCGUGCGUGUCGGGCAUCAACGAGAAGCUCUUCCUGAGCCUGAAAAACGGGACAGCGGCGUAUGCCCRGCUGCCCGCCGAGGCGGUCUUUGCCAACACGCUGGGCCUCCUGAUCUUGCUUUUCGGGGGGCUGGUGCUGUGGGCCCUGGCCAGGCCAGACUGGAAGCGCCCGGAGGCGGAGGCGGCCGACACGCGCCAGCCCCUGCUCGGUGGUGAGCACUGAGGCCCCUGCAC
Nothoprocta perdicaria is the source of this 410-nucleotide messenger RNA. RefSeq names its product cytochrome b ascorbate-dependent protein 3. The coding region runs from base 1 to 399 and encodes 132 amino acids. Gene Ontology annotation, cellular component: lysosomal membrane. The record is from RefSeq and is a predicted model, not a curated record. The transcript is spliced from 4 exons. Gene Ontology annotation, molecular function: oxidoreductase activity. NCBI's taxonomy places the organism in Eukaryota, Metazoa, Chordata, Aves, Tinamiformes, Tinamidae.